CCUCUUUCUCCUCUUUCACUUUCCUUCUUUUCUCAGACUUCCAUCAAUAUUCGCUUUCCUCUCUGGAUUCUCUCUACUCCUUCCAGAGUAGACAAAAACUCCAUCACCCAGGAAGGAAACAAACAACAAAAUCCUCAUCUCCUGCAGUACAUAUACCUCCAGUGUAGUAGUGGAUAUUGGUGUCUCAUGUAGUGGGAGGAAGGUGCCUUUAUUUUAAUUUUGGUGAAAGAGAUGGCGCAGAAAAGCUCUUUUUUAGUACUUUGUUGGGUAUUGUUUGUCUUCGUUGGAGCGUGCUUUGGUGUUGAUUUAGAUGUGAAGGCAACGAAUCAAAGUACGGUUGUAGAUAUGAAAGGUUCUGUGACAUUGAAUGAUAGUUCUAUUGUGACAACACCGGUUGUGGUAGCUGAUAAAGAAGUAAAGAGUGAUGUUCAGGAUAAAGUAGUUAACCAGAAAGUAGUUAAGGAUGAUGACCCUGCGAAGAGUAAUUUGAGUAAGGAAGUGGAUUCGAAAAAGGAUCCCGUGGAGGUAUUGGCAACUAACACGAAUGAUUCGAGUAAGGAAGUGGGGGAGAAGAAAAAGAAGGAUGAGAAAGAGCAAGGGGAUGUUGAAAAAUCAGAUGCUGAGAAGGGAAUUAAGAAGGAACAUAAAGAUGGGGAUUCGAAGCCAACAAGGAAGGAUACUGCUCGUGGCGAAGAAUGUGAUCCAUCUAACAUGUGCAAAGAUGAGAAGAGCGGUCUAAUUGCAUGUUUGAGAGUUCCUGGAAAUGAUUCUCCAGAUUAUUCACUUCUGAUUCAGAAUAAGGGGACAACCCCUCUCAGUAUCAACAUAGCUGCUCCUAAAUAUGUUCGGCUAGAGGAAAGUACCAUUAAACUUCUACAAAAGGAAGACAAAAAGGUGAAAGUUACAAUUGGAGAAGGCGACAACAACACGUCAAUCAUUCUCUCAGCCGGUAAUGGCCAAUGUAAUCUCGAUUUCCAUGAUUUAGUCUCGCACAAUUCUGAGACGCAGACGAGUAACUCGAAGAAAUUUUCAUACACUGACCUGAGUUCUCGAGCUUCUUCCAUAUUGUACAUUUCUUUAGCAGCAAUGUUUUUAGUUGGAUCAGUUACAUUAUGUGUUAAACUCCGAAAAAGAGGUACUCUCUCUGGAGAACUCCCGAAAUAUCAAAAACUGGAGAUGGAACUUCCAAUUACCAAUACGGCGAUAAUGACCAAAGUAUCGCCUGAAGUUGUGGCUGAUGGAUGGGAUAAUAGUUGGGGUGAUGACAGUUGGGAUGAUGAAGAGGCGCCUAAAACACCUACACUGCCACUUACGCCAAGUCUUUCUUCGAAAGGCCUUGCUGCUCGAAGAUCUAGCAAAGAAGGGUGGAAGGAUUAGUUUUUUUUUUUCCGCCAGUGUUUCAAAUUUUUGGUCUCCACUGUAACAAUUAGAAAUUUCAUUUAAAUCCCAAGCAACAAUGAAAACAGAUAACUGUUUUCUGAUGAAAGUAAGUUUCCACAUUAAAGUCAUUAUGCUA
Messenger RNA from Papaver somniferum (opium poppy), 1516 nucleotides. RefSeq lists its product as uncharacterized. Lineage: Eukaryota; Viridiplantae; Streptophyta; Magnoliopsida; Ranunculales; Papaveraceae. The coding region runs from base 232 to 1377 and encodes 381 amino acids. The record is from RefSeq and is a predicted model, not a curated record. The transcript has 4 exons.